ACGCAGAGAGGUGUAACCAGAGCGACCAGGUUGAGAGGUUUUGACUCGGAAUUCUACAUGGAAGUUAAAGAAGCUAUGCUGUGACACCUUGUAGGAAGAAGUAAAGCCACCCUUCACACACAUAGAAGAGUCACAACUCCAGAAAAAAAAUGAAAGUGCAAGUGCUGCUACCUGUAACAGUCAUCGUGAGUGUCGCUUUGCUCGGGCUCAUCAAGAUACGGAAAAAGGAGGAGGACAGAGAAGAUAGACGGAAAAGGUUUCUGGAUAUCAAGCUGCGGGUGACCUACGACAUGCUGGGGGAGUUUGAGAAGGAAAUGUCGGAGACGCAGAAACUGUUGUAUGAGACCGAGAAUGGCCAGAAAACGCUGGAGGAAGAAGUAAACGUGCUCCAGACCAAAGCGGAUAAGACGAAGGGUGAUGCAGACGUCUGUCAGGGAGGCCAGAAGACUGCAAGAGAUGAGCUGGCAUCUGCAGAGACAGAAUUCAAUAAUUUCAAAGCUGAAACCGAUAAAGAGACGGCCACCUGGAAAAUAGAAGUAGAAAAUCUGAAACAGCAACUAGCAACACGGAACCCAGUAUGUGACUUUUUGAAAAAAGGAUCAGACUCAGCAAGCAAGUUGUGUGGCAAUGAGCAACCAAAGGCAGAGGCCCCUAAACAAGAAGAGGUAAAGGCUGAGGCUCCUAAACAAGAGGAGGCAAAGCCAGAGGCUCCUAAACAAGAGGAGGCAAAGCCAGAGGCCCCUAAACAAGAGGAGGCAAAAGCAGAGGCCCCUAAGAAGAGAUGAGGAAUAACAACGUGUGCUGUACAACACUUCAUCUCUUAAAGAAACAAAGUUUUCGAUACAUUGCAUCCAGAUUGCAGCAUUUAGCUUUACUGGGUUGAUGACGGGUGAGACAGUGGUGAAGAGCCUAAAGCAGGACUCUACUCACUUACUGGGAUGUGAACGAAUACUCCUUAUUUUUAUGCAACAAACUGAAGAGGAAUGAAGACACAUUUUGGAGUAGGGCACAUGUGCUUGUGUUUGUUGUGUGUAUAUGUGUGUGUCUGUGUGUGUGCGAAGGUGUAAAAUGCUUUGUAAUAAAUAAAUACUUUGUGGUGGCUAGGCUAAAGAAGAGUUCACUCAUGUUUGUGGUAACUGAAAGCCAAUGUAGGAAAUCGCUGGCGGGAAAAACAGAGGAGUGAUGUGAUCUGGGAAGACCUGCAGGUUCCCACUGCAAAUGAACCUGAAGGAGACAAACCUUCCAGCUUUUCUUCCACCACCUGCUCGGCUUCAUGUUGUCUGUCGCUCGGUCACUCACUCAACAGCAGCAAUGUCUGUCUACUGGUCAGUUUGGAUUUAUGGCACAAAGAAAAUAAGUACACAGCUAUGAACUGACUGUUUAAAAAAAAAAAAAAAAAAGAGGGUCAUAUCUAUACAGU
Seriola dumerili (greater amberjack) is the source of this 1420-nucleotide messenger RNA. Its product is annotated as FK506-binding protein 3-like. The transcript is spliced from 4 exons. Lineage: Eukaryota; Metazoa; Chordata; Actinopteri; Carangiformes; Carangidae. The coding region runs from base 150 to 785 and encodes 211 amino acids. The record is from RefSeq and is a predicted model, not a curated record.